AUGUCAUCCCGUCGUGUUAUUGUAAAUUCUACCGCCAGUGGUUCAUUAAAUGAUAGAUUCACUCAAAUGAAAAAAGUUGGUUUAAGCCCACAAAGAAAAACCUCAAGAGGCGGUUCAACAACUGUCACCAUCAACAAUGGUUCUACUAGCAGUGGUCGUGGUGGUUCAUUCUCUUCAUCAAGAGGUGGCCGUGGUGGUCAAGUUUCUACUCGUGGUGGUCGUGGUGGUUUCACUUCAUCAAGAGGUGGUUCAACUGGUGGUCGUGGUGGUUUUAAAGGUGGUCGUGGUGGUCGUGGAGGUUUCAAAGGUGGUCGUGGUGGUCGUGGUGGUAGUCGUGGUGGUAAAAGAGAAAAGACUCCAAGCAAAGAAGAACUCGACCAAGAACUUGACGAAAUCUCAAACAGUAACGCUAUGAAAGAAUAA
Messenger RNA from Dictyostelium discoideum AX4, 423 nucleotides. RefSeq lists its product as hypothetical. The record is from RefSeq and is a predicted model, not a curated record. The coding region runs from base 1 to 423 and encodes 140 amino acids. NCBI's taxonomy places the organism in Eukaryota, Evosea, Eumycetozoa, Dictyosteliales, Dictyosteliaceae. The transcript has a single exon.